This is a messenger RNA of Polyodon spathula (Mississippi paddlefish), 5852 nucleotides long. Its product is annotated as thrombospondin type-1 domain-containing protein 4-like. Gene Ontology annotation, molecular function: metalloendopeptidase activity. The transcript is spliced from 19 exons. Bases 489 to 3413 code for a protein of 974 amino acids. The record is from RefSeq and is a predicted model, not a curated record. Lineage: Eukaryota; Metazoa; Chordata; Actinopteri; Acipenseriformes; Polyodontidae. Gene Ontology annotation, cellular component: extracellular matrix. Gene Ontology annotation, biological process: extracellular matrix organization.
ACUCUGUUCCCAUGGCUCUUACUGACCAGAGACAGAAAACUAGCAAUGCGAAGGGAGCUGAAGGAACUUGAGUACGAGAGAAUAGCCUCUUUGCAUUGACACACACUCACCUUGGACCUCGGAAAGUUUUAUUUAUUUUUUGGAUGAUGAACCGGACUGCGCCUUGGUUUUGAGAACUGUUGCGGGUGAGUGGAAGUCGCCUUUUACCUUGGACCUGGACCUGUUAAAUCUAAAAGUUACACAUCUUUUCAGUUCAUGGGUUUAAAUUACUACAUGGACAAUUUCCUUUAUUCUCGGGCUGAGAAAUUGUGAGGGAUCUCCGGUCGCAAGUGUAGGGGACUCAACAGCGCUCAGUCACUUACUGACAAGGAAACCGUUUCAUGUUGGGCCCAGCUUGUGAAAAGAAAAUCUUCCUCUGUUUGGAAUCUCAUCUUCCUGUCCAAUACUUGGGAAUAUGGUAGAAAACUUAUCUGGAAUUCUGAGGUGAAAUGAUAAAGGAAGUGAAUUACUAUCAAAAAGUUUCCAUAGCCCUGUCGCUGAUUGUGUCCAGCCUGGCGGUGUCUCAGCACUCUGUGGAACACAGAAAGGUCCCCCAUAGGAUAGAGGCCCAGCAGCAUGCUCCCGAUGGUGAUAGGGGAUUGUCGGGCUCCUGGGGCCGCUGGGGCCCGUGGACAGCGUGCUCGCGCUCCUGUGGAGGAGGAGUAAUGGAGCAGACCAGGCCCUGCCUGCCAGCGUACCGCUCUGAAGGGGUAGGGUACCACCAUAGCACCCCGCCGCUCCCCCCAGACAGAGUUGUGUCUGCCCUGCGCCCCUCUGUCCCGCUGCAUCGUGAGGGCGUCCGGCCCACACGCUCCAAUGGCACCCAGCACAGGAGAGCAGGAGCAGCAAGGGGAGGGCGAUCUCAGGAACGCAGACCUGACCACAGAGGGAGAGGUAGCGGGCGGAUUGUUCCAGGGAAGUAUGGGUAUGGGAAGGUCCCCUACAUCCUCCCUCUGCAGACUGACGCAGGGCAGGACCCCUCCAGAGACCAGAGUCGGAGGAAGCGUCAGGCCCCUCAAGGUUACCCCAGGAGGAGGGGGCAAAGCCAGGGGUACAGCCAACAACAACCCUACCCAGGAUCCUACAGCGGCUACCACACAGGCCCCCCGCAUCACCACCUCAACCUCUACCAAGACAGUCUGACCAGGCCACAGUCAGCUGGGACCUCUGUUUACCAGCAGAGUCUAUACCCAGGGAAUAACCCCUCCAUCCACCUGCCUGCUUCUCAUGGAACUCCCAGCUCGUCGUCUUUCAUGUGCGUGGGAGCCUACAAGCAGUAUAAGAUAUGCAACACUGAGGCGUGUCCACCAAAUGGACGCAGUAUCCGUGAAGUACAGUGUGCCUCCUACAACAACCAGCCCUUCAUGGGCAAAGUCUACGAGUGGGAGCCCUUCACCGAGGUGCGAGGGGAUCAGCGCUGUGAGCUAAACUGCCGGGCGCUGGGCUAUCGCUUCUACGUGCGGCAGGCUGAGAGGGUCAUCGACGGGACGCCAUGUGAUCACAACGAGUCGUCCAUCUGUGUGGCCGGCCAGUGCAAGAGCCUCGGCUGUGAUGAAUACCUGGGCUCAGACAAGGUGAUGGACAAGUGUGGGGUGUGCGGGGGUGACAACACAGCCUGCAAGGUGGUGUCGGGGGUCUUCAAGCACACCCUGAUGAAAGUGGGCUACCACAAGGUGGUGGAGAUCCCUGAGGGGGCUACCAAGAUAAACAUCACAGAGAUGAUCAAAAGCCGCAACUACCUCGCACUGCGCACUCGGUCUGGGCGCUCCAUUAUCAAUGGCAACUGGGCAAUCGAUCGACCAGGGAAGUACGAGGGCGUGGGCACAAUGUUCACCUACCGGCGCCCCAACGAGAUCAGCAGCACAGCUGGGGAGUCCUUCAUCGCUGAGGGGCCCACCAGCGAGAUCGCUGAUGUCUACAUGAUAUAUCAGCAGCCGAACCCUGGAGUCCACUAUGAAUUCAUUCUGCCAGUAGAGAAUCUAAUCAGCACCCAGCUCCCUGCCGACAGGAGGUCCGGGGACCCCCUAAACGGUCAGCUAGGGGUGUUGGACAGCAGCAACCCCAACAGAGAAGAGUACGAGAGCCCACACAGCCAGGGCGGGGGGGAUUAUCCAGGCAGGAACCCCAAAAGCCAUGUCCCUGCAGCCCUCCCACCCAAGAGGCAGCGGGAUUACAACUGGAAACAGGCCGGCACCACCGAGUGCACUGCCACCUGUGGCAGAGGUUCCCGGUUUGUGAUCUUCCGCUGCGUACACAGAGUGAGCCAUGAGGAGGUGUCAGACAGUUUGUGUGACACCGGGUCCAAGCCCAGCGCUGAGGAAGAGCCCUGCAAUGUCCAAGCCUGUCCUGCCUUCUGGGACAUCGGCGAGUGGUCAGAGUGCAGUAAGACUUGUGGCUUGGGGAUGCAGCACAGGCAGGUUCUGUGCCGGCAGGUCUAUGCAAACCGCACCCUGACCGUGCAGCCAAACCGCUGCCAGCACCUGGAGAAGCCCGAAACCACCAGCACCUGCCAGCUCAAGAUCUGCAGCGAGUGGCAGAUCCGCACUGAAUGGAGCUUGUGUUCAGUGCCCUGCGGUGUGGGUCAGCGCUCGCGGGAGGUGCGUUGUGUCAGUAACGUGGGAGACUUUGUGGACGAUGAAGAGUGCAACAUGAAGCUGAGGCCCACCGACAUUGAGAACUGUGACAUGGGGCCCUGCGCAAAGAGCUGGUUCUUCACAGAAUGGGGGAACAGGUGUUCUGCGGACUGUGGAGUUGGAGUCCGGUCCCGAUCUGUGCUGUGCAUGACCAAUCACAUAAGCAGCCUCCCCCUGGAGGGGUGUGGCCAUGAGCGCCCCGCAGAGGUCAUGGCGUGUAAUAAUGGCCUCUGCGAAAGCCGAGUGCAAUGGUUCACAGGCAGCUGGAGUCAGUGUUCUGCAGAGUGUGGCAGUGGCACUCAGCACAGAGAGGUGGUAUGUCUUCGGAAAUCAGAGGACAGCUUCACAGUCUUGCAGCCCUUCGAGUGUCCCUCUCUAGAACGACCACCGAACCAGCAAACCUGCAACUUUAAAGCCUGCGGCGCUAAGUGGUACCACACAGACUGGAGCUCGUGCUCCAAGUCGUGCGAGGGUGGGUUUCGAGUCCGAGAGGUGCGCUGUCUUUCUGACGACAUGACACCCAGUGACCACUGUGAGGCCCAGCUCAGGCCUGACGAGAGGGAGACGUGUAACACCGAGCCCUGCGUACCUGAGAUAGAUGAGAACUGUCGAGACAAUUAUUUCAACUGCAACGUGGUGGUCCAGGCCCGGCUCUGUGUGUACAACUACUACAAAGCUGCCUGCUGUGCCUCCUGUACCCGUGUGGCCAAUCGACAUCCAGGAUUUCUGGGGCGCAGAUAACACCCGCCCCCUACAGGCACACUCUAUCCCAGCAGCCACUUCUCUACAGUCCUGCCUGCAGCGUGACCCUAGAUUUAGACCAUGGCUUGUCCAAAAGAGACAGCGGCCCCAUUCCUCUGUGCAGUAACCAGGCCAGAAUCCCAUCCCUCAUCAAUACACAGGCAAAUGGCACACAACAUCCCUGUGAUGCUUAUAAACCCCUUUAAACAAGACUUCAGGACCAGGACAAAGCAUUCUCAUUGAGAGGAUACUGAAGACGUUUGGUUUGUCCUGCAUUUUCACUGGUUUGGAAGCAACAUGCAUCCUUAUUGGAUGUGCGGGUAUUCAGUUUAACAUUGGGCAUUCUGAUUGGACGAGAGAGUUAAAGCAUUAUAUCCAUCCCAUAGUAUACUACUUUCGAAUUUGAUGAAAGGAUGUAAUGUACUGUUAAUAGAAAUAUGACAGGGCCAUGAUAAGUAUUCAUUUACACCUUUGAGUGGCUUUGUAUUAUCAUUUGUGUGUUUUUCAAUCAUGUAAGCAUAGGGAAUGUCCUCUUACAGUAGGUUUGGAAGUUUGAUUAAAAGCACCACUGAACAGGGAAAUCAUAUAGAGCUACUGUAUUUUUGAUUGAACUCAUCCUUUUUUUCCAUCCAUUAAUGGUCCUUAAGCUCCCUUGUCUAACAGGGACAGCAGCUAGUGGAUUGAUGGUACAGAAGCAGCUGGACUUCAAGUCAAAUAUGGAAUGUAUUUUUUAUACCUAUAGAAUAUCUCAUUUGGCUUAGCUUCAGAAUGCUGCAGUAUACAUGUGAAUUAUGAACUAACUUACACAGUACAUUCCUGAAUGAAUACUUCUUUUGCACUGUACAACCAAGCCACGUCUGGGCCUCACCAGGAGGACCCUGGUUGUGUUUCCACUGCAGAACCCGAGCCGUGCUGCUGAUGUCACACGCAGUGAACGCGUCCAGUCGCAUGUAGAUGAUGCUGUAUUAAGAGGCGCUUAAUUUGAGUUGAGAAUGGUAGAUCCAGAAGUUUCUUUGUUGACGUUCUUCAUAUAUUAGUGAAUACAACUGAGCGUCCUCAGCUUCCCAAUGCUGUGCCAUAUUGUUCAUCUUCCUCAAGUGCAUUGAGUGAUGCAGCGUAUUGAUGAAAAUCAUUAACCCCGCCCUGACCCUGAUCGUCCCCAUGAGUCACAUUCAGAUGUGUUGUGAGGACAAAGUUUCACGGUUUGGAUCUCGCUUGGCUUGACAAAUAGCCAGUGUCCUUACAGCUCGGACAUGCCUGUGGAAAAGGGGUAUCCGAUUUAUAUCAUUACUUUUUACAGACCCUAUAACUGAACACAUCACCUACACACACACACGCUACAAAAUACAAAACUUCUUGUUCUUAUCUGAAUUUUUUUUCUUGUAAAAAAAAAACUUCAAACGUUAAAAAUCUGUCUGUAAUUCUUAACUUAUUUUUCAAUAAAUAUAAAAACUUAAAUUGAAAAUAAACCUCAGACCCCGACAGCUGGUAAGUGUAUGGAUAUUGUAAUGAGGGGUACUGAUUUGAUGAUAAGAGACUGGUUGAGAGACUAGUCUCCAACUGAGACUGGCCAUAACAAGUAGCAAACCUUAAGACAUUUCGAAUAAACAAAAACAUUUGUCAACUAUCGGGAUGUAUGACUGCAACUGGUGGCAAAUUCAACUCAGUUUUCAGCACAUAACUUUGACUCACAGCGGUAACGUGCCUGUGGGUGGCAGUAACGUGCCUGUGGGUGGCGGUAACGUGCUUGUGGGUAGCAGUAACGUGCUUGUGGGUUUGGUUGUACUGCUCAGGCGGUCUAGUUGAGAAUUCAAUACCAACAACUACUGUAACUAUGUUUAAUACUAGUAACUAGCUUUCUGUGAUGAAAAAUCUAAAUUCUCUGAUAAACAUUUUUUAGUCACACUGUGUAUAAAGGAUAACAUGAGAGAGAGAGAGCUAGAGAGAGAAUGAAUGAAUGAAUGAAUGAAUGAAUGAAUAUAUUAAUAAAAGGUGUUCUGGACAUACUUUAUCACAUAUUAGUAAUAGUAUUAGAAUCUGGGGGGUCUAUGAUGACCUCUGGUUGUAUGUCACAGUGGAUGUAGGUUGUGGUGAAAAAGUGCCUUGUUGCCUCCAGCCUUGCUUCCAUCUGAGAUCUGAGAAGAUCAACUCCGAGGUGGCCUGGCUGUACCCCACUAAAAACACAGUGCAUCGUAGUUUAAAAAAAAUGGAACCUAACAAGCAAGAUGUAUGGAUUCAAUCGUUACACAGUACUUCAAGGAAGGCCUUGACAUGAUUGGCCAUACCCUACUAAAAUACUCGCAGAAUCUGUAAUUGCUUUACUUUCCACUUAUUAAGCAAAUAUAAUUUAAUUGGUUAAUAUAUAUAGUUUGAGUACACUUGCUGGAAACUAGUUUUUUUUCAUAAUUGACAAUGUUUUACGUCAUACACGUUUCUGUA